Molecule: messenger RNA, 3481 nt
Organism: Xenopus tropicalis (tropical clawed frog)
Lineage: Eukaryota; Metazoa; Chordata; Amphibia; Anura; Pipidae
Gene: dph1
Product: diphthamide biosynthesis 1
Exons: 12
Coding region: 118-1494 (458 amino acids)
Biological process (GO): protein histidyl modification to diphthamide
Molecular function (GO): 2-(3-amino-3-carboxypropyl)histidine synthase activity
Source: RefSeq, a predicted model, not a curated record
UCUCACCACCGCACAGCGUGAGCCGAUCGAUGUCUCUAGCGGUGAUUGCUCAGCAGGAAGUGUUGGCAGGCUCAGGGAUCGAUUGGUGCUGCCUUUUUGUGACACACGUGGGUAAAUAUGUCAGAGAUGGCGGAAGAGCCGGUUGGGUUGGAGACUGCGACUGGGACGGAUCCUCAGCUGGGAAUGAUGGCUCCGGCGAGAAGCCAGUCAGUAGCACUGACACCUGCGGCUCCCAGUAAUGCAGGCCGUGCACCCAUCCGUCGCGUGGCUAACCAGAUCCCUGAUGAAAUCUCCCACAAUCCUCUUCUGCUGGAAGCCAUGAAAGUGCUGCCCGAAAACUACAAUUUUGAAAUACCCAAGACAAUAUGGAGAAUUCAGCAAGCCUCAGCCAAAAGAGUUGCUUUGCAGAUGCCAGAAGGGCUUCUCAUGUUUGCCUGUACUAUUGCUGAUAUCAUAGAAAGGUUCACAUCAGCAGAGACAGUAGUGAUGGGCGAUGUGACGUAUGGAGCAUGCUGUGUGGAUGAUUACACUGCACAAGCGCUAGGAGCUGACUUUAUGGUACAUUAUGGACACAGCUGCCUCAUCCCGAUUGAUGCCACGCAUGGGGUGCGUAUGUUAUAUGUUUUUGUCGACAUAAAGAUUGACACGUCUCAUUUUGUGGACACCAUUCGCUUCAACUUUCAACCGGGAGCAUCACUAGCGCUUGUCAGCACGGUGCAGUUUGUGUCAGCACUUCAGGCAGCUCACCAAGCCUUACGUAUGGACUACAAAGUGACUGUUCCACAGUGCAAGCCGCUGUCACCUGGAGAAAUCUUAGGUUGCACCUCUCCAAAGCUGGACAAGUCUGUGGAUGCCGUAGUGUAUCUGGGAGAUGGACGCUUUCACCUGGAGUCUGUUAUGAUUUCCAACCCUGAUACAAAAGCUUACAGGUAUGAUCCAUACAGCAAGGUAUUCUCUCGGGAAUAUUAUGACCACAGUGCCAUGCUUAAACACAGAGGGGAGGCCAUCUCAGCUGCUGCCGGUGCAAAAACAUGGGGGCUUAUCCUGGGUACUCUGGGUCGUCAGGGAUCUCCCAAAAUCCUGGAGCACCUGGAGUCACGUCUGCAGGCACUCGGCUGUCGUUACGUGCGGCUGCUGCUGUCGGAAAUCUUCCCUAAUAAACUCAAGCUGUUCCCAGAGGUGGAAGUGUGGGUGCAGGUUGCCUGCCCAAGACUAUCCAUUGAUUGGGGGACAGCAUUCUCCAGGCCUUUGCUUACUCCAUAUGAGGCCUCAGUGGCUCUGAAAGAAGCAGAAUGGCAGCAUACUUAUCCAAUGGAUUUCUACGCCAAUGAGUCCCUUGGUCCGUGGACCGUGAACCAUGAAUCCCACCGCCCCACCCGUGCAACAGUCCAGCGCACACAGAAAUCAGAGCAGAGAAAGCUUCGGAGCACAGACAUAAGUGCAAAGGUUGAAGAAUGCCCCUGUCAGGAUAAAGGAGAGACCAAGACUGAGUGACCAUGAUUCAAGAUUUGUGCAAAGAUCUUACGGCUUGGGUGGCAACAGAACAGCGGAAUCACGUGCCACCUCUACCAAGCAGCUGUGAAGGCAGGAAAUAGACAGCCCAUCUCCUCAAUAGACUGGAGUAUCACUCCAUCGCUCCAUCACACCAAGAAACUUAUAUGCAAGCAGUGAAUCUCCGUUUAAUCGUUCUAGACUCUUAGAACAUUGCUUUAGUCAACCAUUGCAUUUAGCAUGCUGUACAUCUUGCGCCACAUUCGUGGGUGUAGAGAACACACCCAACUUAUCUCUGCUCUCAUCUUGGGGCUUCCUGAAUCAUGCCGUGCCAGCUAAUUAAAAGCUAGGUUUAAUGAGGGCUUGCUUGUUUGCUACGCUCUCCCUUCUUCCGUUGCCUGGGUGAUGAGGGAUUGAGCCCAAGAACGGUUGGCACUGAGUGCAUCAUCCCCUCCUGUGAGAACCAAUCACCUCCUGCAUGGAGACCCACAGCAAGUAGCUCUGUAAUAUCUCUCUGAUGGGAUCACAGGCUUUAAUGUUCCUUGGAAAAGGCCCAGCAAUCGCUGUGCCUACAGCUCGUAUCCAGCGGAAGAGCUGAACUUCAGGGGUGUUGCAGUGACUGAAGCAGAAACAAAGAAUAAACAACAAACAGCAGCUUCAUGUUAAUGCUCAGAAUGGGUCACCAACUAAAUCAUUUCCAUUCAAGUUACUACUUUCCUAUCGUACAAAAAAUGCAAAACUCAAUUUUAUUUUGCCGGCUGUAACUUCUCAACGGACUUGAGUACAUCAGACUCUGCUGACAGUUCUACUACAGAGAGAAGUAGCUUUGAAAUAUAUAUCCCAUCACUGUGGCAGAGAAGGAUUUCAGCACAGAAUCCCCCAGGCAAUUAAAUCAUUAUGACAGGGAAAGUUAUGGCGUUGGCCACUGUCUGUAAAACUUGUCUGCACAAUAAAGCUGCUGGGGUUUUCUUCCUAGCAGUUAGGGGAAAAGCUGCCUUCUAGGGUCUAAAUUGGAUUGCAGGCACAGAAAAAAUAAAAGGAAUUCUGGCUGGAUCCGAAUGGCUUAUGUCUGCUUUUUCCUAGCAGAUAUAUAUGUUAUAUACACCAGUGUAUCUAUGCAUUAAUACGUUAUUGUUUUGCUAGCAACCCUUUAUAGCCUCAGGUCUCUGUUUUCUCUCUGUCGUUAUUAGUUGCCAGUUCUAAGUGGGUUAAAAGCCAUAAGGGGGUAUGUUGUAUCAGAGAUACCAGAGAGCUCAUAACUUGCAAAGAGUACACCCCUAGCUCUCCCCUCUAUAUGUACAGUGAAACCUUAUUUAUACCCUGAUUUUAAGUUUUAUCACAUUUUACAUUAUUUUUUUGUGAUUCCACCAAUACUUAACACAUAAUACAUCAUUUCCCUGAUUUUACAUUUUCCUGCUACAGUAGGGGUUCUACUGUACUGGACUGACUCAAUAACAGUAAGUAUAGGAAAAUAUCAUCCAUGCUGCUUGGCUGCAGGUUCCUGAAAAAUCCAGUUAGUCCCAGCAUUGACUGGAAUGACGCUAAAGAGAUGUAUUUACAAGGGAAGAGGUCUAAACGAUUGUGAUGUGCAAGACUCCCAAACCAUUAAUGGAAGCAAAGUAUUUAAUGGGAGGCCUAGGUCAUUCUAGGACCUACUAUAUACAAUUUUAAACACAUAUCGGUGCCUUGUAGUCCUGGAUUGCAGGAAGUUUACUUGAACACUUCCCUGUGUCAUUAAGGGAUAUGUCAAUGUCUUCCUAUCAUGAAAGCAAAAACUCCAAGGUUUCACUGUCGGUACUAUUUUCAGCUGUUUAUACUGAGCUUUGAACCCCCUGCUGACUACCUGAUGCCCUUGGGCUCGGCCAACCUUACCUCUCUAAAAUAAAUUAGUCAUAUCACUACAUAUUUCCUCUGGAGUCCAGCAUUAGGGGCUUUCUGUUUGUUUACCUCCAAUUAUGUUUUACCAAUAAAGUAAUUAUUUUAGACUGCA